AUGGCCUUGGGGCCGACAUUUCCACAUGGACCCGCGCCAACUGGAAAUAUGGGCCGCGCACGCCCGCGCAUAUCUACGUGUUCACAGUCCAGACUAGACAUUUCCACCACCAUGGCCAAAAAAGACGCAGCGCUCAAAAAAGCGGCUGCGGCCGCCCAGGCCGCGGUCGGAUCCAAGCCUGAUUCCGAGCCUCUUAAGAAAUUCCGCGUGAAAAGCUCCCUCUCCUCAUCUGUGGGCGAUGUCGUUGGCGCUAUCAAUGCGACAUACAAAGACUACCUUGAUUCGUUGACGCCACGUUUGAAAACAAUCGACACGUUUUUGGUAUUCCUUGUUGCCUUAGGCGUCUUGCAGUUUGUAUAUGUGUUGCUUGUGGGCAACUUCCCGUUCAAUGCCUUCUUGGGUGGCUUCAUCUCCUGCGUGGGCCAGUUUGUGUUGACGGUGAGUUUAAGAAUGCACUAUGCUGGAUCCGACGGCCCGCUGGCGUCGCCCGAACGCGGGUUUGCUGAGUAUGUGCUAGCCAGUGUGAUGUUACACUUUAUAGUGUUCCAUUUUAUCAAUUGA
Messenger RNA from Clavispora lusitaniae ATCC 42720, 561 nucleotides. Its product is annotated as dolichyl-diphosphooligosaccharide-protein glycotransferase. The record is from RefSeq and is a predicted model, not a curated record. Gene Ontology annotation, cellular component: oligosaccharyltransferase complex; membrane. Gene Ontology annotation, biological process: protein N-linked glycosylation. NCBI's taxonomy places the organism in Eukaryota, Fungi, Ascomycota, Pichiomycetes, Serinales, Metschnikowiaceae.